Mesorhabditis belari is the source of this 867-nucleotide messenger RNA. The record is from the annotation of a GenBank genome assembly. Lineage: Eukaryota; Metazoa; Nematoda; Chromadorea; Rhabditida; Rhabditidae.
AUGCUUACAAUUCUCCUGAUUUCAUUUGCUUCGAUUUCUCAAGUGAAAGCGAUUCUCAACUGCACUGGAGCGUCACCUGGACCUUGUAACAAUGGUUUGUGUACAAUUGUUCAAGCAAGUGGCCUCGUUUGUACAUCGGGUGGUUGUUGUGAUAACACUGAAGUGAUUUCAAUUGAGACUGGUGCAACGACGUUCAAUUGUGCAAAUGAUGAGUCGAGUGGACCUCUGAUUCCUGGUGUCCCGUGUCCAUCGGAUUCAGUGAAAGCUUUCGAUUCAACGGGAGAACUUCUUUGCUGUCCACUAGCCAAUCUCAUUCCGAUCACUCCAACCACCGUCAAGACGUACACAGCUAAAUCUGAUUUCUGGCUAAGUCCAUUAUAUGUAGAAGAUGAUGGAUAUGCUGUAGAUAACGGAGAGUUGUACAUUGGAGUUCGUCUCUCGGUGAUGCUGAUGGGCUAUUUCGGACAUUUCUUCCCGUUCGCUGCUUUGUUUUUGGAUUUAUGGAUUUUCGUGAAACUUAUCUAUAUGAGAGUGAAUCGGAAAGGAACCGGUGCCGGCUUAUUCGCUGAAAUCAAUCUGUUCAUCAUUUGUGUGACAACGUUUUUGGUGCAAUUCUCGAUGAUGAUUUAUUUGGAUAACUCUUUUAAACUAUUCAAUAGUCCAGAAAUGGCUUUAUUGUCUCUAACGAUCGCUGUCGAUUUGUUCACAUUGAGUGAAGCUUAUAUUGGAUUGGCGUUUAAUCGACGAUUAAGAAGGAAACUUUUGAGAAUGCUUUUCGCUCAAUCAACCAUCGCCUACGAGAUGCAAAGCGCUUUCCAGAGUCGUAAAAAGGAUCAAACACAUUUAUCGCAUGUCAAUGUGAAGAUG